AUGAAAUGAAAUGAAAAGAAAAGAAGCAAACGAGGGCGGAGGCGGCUUUUCUGCCUCCAUGUGGGUUCGUGGGGCUUCCUCCCGAAGCAGAUGUUGUCCUUGUUCCCAUCGAUCGCCAUGGUUUCCUCCUACUCCUCAUCGACGUUGGAAGAGCCCCGGAUCUGCGAUCCCUCGGCGAUGGAGGCGGCGGCCCGGGUUUCGGGGACGGUGGCGGUGGCCGCAUGUGCGGCCAUGGCGUUCUUCUACGUCGCGAUCCUCUACUCCCCGACCCUGAUCCUUCGCCUCCCUCCACCGGCAUCGCUCGAUAGCUUCAUGAUCCGGCGGUUCGCCUGCGCGGCUGUCUCCUCCGCCGCCUCUGUGCUUGCCUGCGGCCUCCUCCUCGGACUCGGGAAACUCGACGAUUUGCCAUCUAUCCUCGGUGUUCUAGGUAUCAGGAGAGAUCACUUGUGGCAAGCUGUGGCCUUUCCUCUGCUACUGACAUCCUUCCUGUAUGCCGGGUCAUUCGUGUCGAGGUCAUGGAAGCUGAUUAGUGCAUCAAUAGAAAGGAGCGAAAAUUCUUACGGGGAAGAUGGAAUCUGUGGACAAGGGUGUACAGAUUGGGUGUGUGCAUAUGCCCGGGAUGUGAUGGCUUGGCGUAAUUAUGUGGUGGCACCAUUUACUGAAGAGCUUGUUUUCAGGGCCUGUAUGAUACCACUGCUCCUUUGUGGAGGAUUUGGAACUAGCAGUAUCAUAUUUUUCAGUCCGGUUUUCUUCAGUUUAGCACACUUAAAUCAUUUUUUGGAGCUCUACUACCAGCAAAGAUACAGAUUUAUGAAGGCUUUCCUGAUUGUAGGCUUCCAGCUUGGUUAUACUGUGAUAUUUGGGUGGUAUGUGUCUUUUCUCUUCAUUCAAACAGGGAACUUAAUAUCUCCUAUUGUGGCCCAUGUUUUUUGUAAUGUGAUGGGUCUGCCAUUGUUGUCAUCUCCAAGGACAAAAGGGACAACAACUGUAGCUGCUGCAGCUGGUGUGGUCAGUUUCUUAUAUCUUCUAUUUCCAGCCACACGACCAGGACUGUACAAUGAUAUGAGAGAAGGCUGUAGCUGUUGGCACCGAUAUUGUAGUUGGAGUUGAUACUGAAGUUGGAUGGUAGCAACAGAAGAAAGUCACAACACGAAAGAGAAGCUCAAGAUCCCUCAUCGACUUGAAUCAGACAACAGGAAAGUUGUUUCCUUUUGGUUUUUACUUCUGUUAAUGAAAAUUUAGUGUUUUUUAGGUAUGUUUGUUUUACAUGUAUUCUACAUUGUUUUUCCUGAUAUUGAUUCCUGUCCAAUUCCUAUGCUACAUGGUAUGACUGGGUUAAUAAUGAUCUUCAUUCAAAAAAGCAUCUUAGGUUAAA
This is a messenger RNA of Musa acuminata AAA Group (dessert banana), 1375 nucleotides long. Its product is annotated as CAAX prenyl protease 2. Gene Ontology annotation, cellular component: endoplasmic reticulum membrane. Lineage: Eukaryota; Viridiplantae; Streptophyta; Magnoliopsida; Zingiberales; Musaceae. Bases 91 to 1110 code for a protein of 339 amino acids. Gene Ontology annotation, molecular function: metalloendopeptidase activity. The transcript is spliced from 8 exons. The record is from RefSeq and is a predicted model, not a curated record. Gene Ontology annotation, biological process: CAAX-box protein processing.